UUGGCGAUUCGUUGUCACACCGCUUAGGGCUGCCGUCUUCCGUGCUUGACCUUGUCGCCGCCUUUGACCCACCACACCUGCACGUUACCCCAGGGUGCAGGGUCCAAUUUCACCAUGCAUAGCAUGCACGUCGAGCGCGGUUGUUGCUGGCAAAUUGCUCGCAUGAAGGACGCGUUUGGUGCAGGAGGUCUGGGAACAACGCCUGUGAUUGGUCAUUCAAGCGAGCAGCCUUGGAAGGAAAUUCAACCCUCUUCAACCUCACUUCACGUCGGCCUACCAAUCCACCUCUCGAUCCACGAUAUCGAACUCCUGCGAAUCCGAGACCGGUGACAGCACUAGACAGUGUGAUAGCUACACUGACUCAAUCAACGUACCAAAGCUAAGUGGCCAAGCCUUCCCUAAGCGAGCUCUCAUCUUCUGCCAGCACAUUUCUGUUCGAAGAUUACCGCAACCUAGGCAAUGGCGAAACAGGUCGCCGCAUCAAAUCUUAGCACUGGCCCAGACACUUACAUGUACGCGUUGGCACAUGUUGGAGACUACUUUGCUACCAUUGCUUCCGAUGACUCGCUACGCAUUUUCGAUGCUUCGUUGAGGCAGCUCGCAGUCACACAGCCACGCAACGCCGGUCUGGCAUGUCUGGAGACGUAUGAUAAUAACACAGUCCUGACCGCAGGCCGUGAUGGCAUCGUUCGAAGGUGCGACAGUCGCGCAAAGCAAGUCUCACAAGUGAGCGAGCCCCAAGGCCGAUCCAUCUCCGCCCUUGCGUGCCGGGAGCAUCUGGUUGCCGCCGGGACGGAGAGUACGAAGGAAGGUCUCGGGGAUGUCAGCGUUCUCCUGUACGAUCUCCGCAACCCAGCAGUGCCGAUGAGAAACUACGCAGAGUCGCAUACCGACUCCAUUACACAGCUUGCUUUUCAUCCAGUACAUCCGAACGGCCUGCUCUCUGGAAGCACCGAUGGCCUAGUCUCACUGUUCGACCUUGGUAUGGCCGAGGAAGAAGAUGCACUGCAGCAAGUUCUCAAUCCCCGCUCAGCAGUGCAUUGCGCUGGCUUUCUAUCUCCAGAUGAGGUCUAUAUCCUGACGACAGACGAGCAAUUCAGCAUUUACUCGCUUGCUGAGGCAGCAGUAAACGGUGAUGCUACCGCUCAAGCGAUAGACUUUGGCGACGUGCGAUCGAAGCUGGAUUGCAUGUACGUAAUAGAUCUGCUCAAGCAAGCAGAUGGUCAGCCGGUGGUUGCGCAUGGCCACAACGAGCGGCAGACGUUGACACUGACCCAACUCGGAAAGCCAGCAUCAUGGGCAUUUGGUCAGAGUUUGCAGCUCCCUGGCGCUCACGGUGGGGAGGUGGUUCGGGAUAUGCUUCUGACCGGAGACAGAGCGUACAGCUGCGGAGAGGACGGGCACGUGCGCGUGUGGAAAUGGACUUGAAGCCUUAGGUCGCUACCGCGGCCCGCACUGAAUGAAUGACACAAUAGCUUUUGAGGCGAUGGAACUCCGCCAACUGGAUUUAGCAGUUCCUGCAGGUGAGCUUUCUUGCAUGAAGUGUAUGGUCGCAGAGUAGCUAAGAGCGUUCGACAGGCCGUAUUCCAACGCAACACGCUAUGCAAUCCGCGAUGCCAGGUUUUAACGCCACCGCUAUGCAGAAUGCCAG
Baudoinia panamericana UAMH 10762 is the source of this 1651-nucleotide messenger RNA. RefSeq lists its product as uncharacterized. The record is from RefSeq and is a predicted model, not a curated record. Gene Ontology annotation, molecular function: protein binding. The coding region runs from base 460 to 1428 and encodes 322 amino acids. NCBI's taxonomy places the organism in Eukaryota, Fungi, Ascomycota, Dothideomycetes, Mycosphaerellales, Teratosphaeriaceae. The transcript has a single exon.